Messenger RNA from Chaetomium fimeti, 1215 nucleotides. RefSeq lists its product as uncharacterized. The record is from RefSeq and is a predicted model, not a curated record. NCBI's taxonomy places the organism in Eukaryota, Fungi, Ascomycota, Sordariomycetes, Sordariales, Chaetomiaceae. The transcript has 3 exons. Bases 1 to 1215 code for a protein of 404 amino acids.
AUGUUCUCCCAAGCCCUCCUGGAUGAGGUGAUAGAAACACUACUCCUCAUCAUAUUAGCCUCGGAUCCCCUGGCCGCAUCCAAGCCGAUCGUGCGGCGGUUGCUAGGGGCCUUCGUCCUCUUGGCCUUCUUCCUCCUUGCCGUCCUAACAAUCCCCACGGACCUGGUCCUCGACCCCAAGGCUACCACCCCUUACGACAUCCUCGGGGUCAAAACCACGUCAUCGGCCGGAACCAUCACGUCGGUCUACAACAACCUCGUACGCGAGACCAAAGAGAACGUCUUUAUCAGUACUCUCGCCACCCCCAAGCUUGAGACCUACCGGGUGGCGCAUGAGACCCUAACGAACCCGCUGCAGCGGUGUGUCUACCACCGGGACAACAAAGUCCCCGACUGGUACGGCGUCCCACAGCUCUGCUGGGGCGAGCUCGUCGUCGACAAACUACAUGCCGCCAAGACCGCUAUCCGCGGCCCGGUCGACGCGAAGGAGUCGAAGGGCUCGUCCGAUAGCGGCCAGGAGCCGGCACCGCAGCUGGCGAAGAAAACAAAACCAGCAAAGUCAACAAAAGAGUCAGUACCAACGGAGAGUUACCGGGCUGGCAUGUCGGAGACCAAGCUGACUGGGGUGCGGCAGUGUCUGAACUGGUCUAAGAACACAAUACUCGCUGUUCCCUCCAAGACCAAGCAGUAUCUGGACUUGGUGGUUAGACUAGUUCAACUAUCAAUACUCGUCGUUCUCCCCGCCACAGUACGGCGGUGCUUUGGCCGGCUCAAGGCAAUCCUAGAAUUUGCCUCUGAUAAAACCACAAAAUCGUUGAAGGGGAUAUCCCUGGGGAAGUCCUUGGCUCGGUUAUGGGAUACGGUGCUUAGCAGCACGAAGGAGUUCCUCGCCUGGAUCAAAAUGUUGCAAUUCCUGAUCAAUCUUCCGACCAGGAUGCGAGAAUACUUCCACUGGGUCAAGACAGCAUUAAGCCACGUCACUCGAAAAACAACAAAGGCUCUGAAGAGGAUUUGGCCGGUUAAGUUCUGGGCCCGUUCGUGGAAUGCCCUCUCCACCCAAACCUGGCAUAUCCUGAGCUGGCUCUGGAGAAUGGCUAGUAUCGCCGUCGCAGCGUGCAUGCACCUACCAUUAACAGAUCUCGACCUGUGGACUACCCGCCCUGCCCCCGGCUUUCCAUGUUUCGGCACAUCUUCGUCGACAUCAACCCCAUCUUGA